AUCAGCUGCCUUCCCCGGGCGUCUCCCCGCAACCUCCUCAACUUCCCUAGUCAGUGACGCGGCGCCGGCCAGAAAUCCGACCGGACCGGGCUCGGGGGAGCGUGAGUUGCAGCAUGUGCCGAAGCGCCACCUCAGAAGAUAAAAAGAAAUGAGUCUCAUAUUUGGCAUUCUUUUAGUUAAAAGAAGAUGGAUGCACAGUGUUCAGCCAAGGUCAAUGCAAGGAAGAGGAGAAAAGAGGCGCCCGGACCCAACGGGGCAACAGAAGAAGAUGGGGUUCCUUCCAAAGUGCAGCGCUGUGCAGUGGGCUUACGGCAACCAGCUCCUUUUUCUGAUGAAAUUGAAGUUGACUUUAGUAAGCCCUAUGUCAGGGUAACUAUGGAAGAAGCCAGCAGAGGAACUCCUUGUGAGCGACCUGUGAGAGUUUAUGCCGAUGGAAUAUUUGACUUAUUUCACUCUGGUCACGCCCGAGCUCUGAUGCAAGCGAAGAACCUUUUCCCUAAUACGUACCUCAUUGUGGGAGUUUGCAGUGAUGAGCUCACACACAACUUCAAAGGCUUCACGGUGAUGAACGAGAAUGAGCGCUAUGACGCAGUCCAGCACUGCCGCUACGUGGAUGAGGUGGUGAGGAAUGCGCCCUGGACGCUGACACCCGAGUUCCUGGCCGAACACCGGAUUGAUUUUGUAGCCCAUGAUGAUAUUCCUUAUUCAUCUGCUGGCAGUGAUGAUGUUUAUAAGCACAUCAAGGAGGCAGGCAUGUUUGCUCCAACACAGAGGACAGAAGGUAUCUCCACAUCAGACAUCAUCACCCGAAUUGUGCGGGAUUAUGAUGUGUAUGCGAGGCGGAACCUGCAGAGGGGCUACACAGCAAAGGAGCUCAAUGUCAGCUUUAUCAACGAGAAGAAAUACCACUUGCAGGAGAGGGUUGACAAAGUAAAGAAGAAAGUGAAAGAUGUGGAGGAAAAGUCAAAAGAAUUUGUUCAGAAGGUGGAGGAAAAAAGCAUUGACCUCAUUCAGAAGUGGGAGGAGAAGUCCCGAGAAUUCAUUGGAAGUUUUCUGGAAAUGUUUGGUCCGGAAGGAGCACUGAAACAUAUGCUGAAAGAGGGGAAGGGCCGGAUGCUGCAGGCCAUCAGCCCGAAGCAGAGCCCCAGCAGCAGCCCUACUCGCGAGCGCUCCCCCUCCCCCUCUUUCCGAUGGCCCUUCUCCGGCAAGACUUCCCCACCUUGCUCCCCAGCAAAUCUCUCCAGGCACAAGGCUGCAGCCUAUGAUAUCAGUGAGGAUGAAGAAGACUAAUGUUUCCUCCCUCCUUUCCUGUCCUCCCUUUCUGUCCCAUUACCUUCAGAAGCUCUCUGUUGAAUUCCAAAUUGUGACCCCAACACUAAACCUAAGGACAGCUACAAAGGAAAGACAACUGGGGAAAGAAGACCUAGGACUGGGGGAACCCAAACAGCCUGUCCUGCAAGUGACAUCACUCACCCACACGAAGGAGGGGGACUGCACCUUAGAAGCCUGCUCUGCAUCCAUUUACCCCCCCCCAAGGGCUUUGUUUCACUGUUUAUGUUCACGUGAUCUCAACAGGGAAAUUGUCAUUUUCAUUAAUUUUUUAAAAAAUUCGUCUUUCAAAUGUAGAACUAAUUUUUUGCCCCUGAGGAGUGGGCAGAAGAAGGAGGUAGUGUAAUACGCAGAGGCCUUUUCUUCCCGGUAUACUAUAGCAUUUGCCUUCCGUUCUGAAGCUAUGUGGCUUGCCAAGUCCUUCACGAAAUGAGCCACGCUGAUGGGUAAUUUGUGGAGAAAUAUCUUAAUUUUGAUUUCCUUAAGGAAAAGCGAAAAGCAGAGUUACAGUCACAAAUCCCCUGAACGUACUGCUGUCACCAGUGUCAUUGUGGCUGCGGGAAGGAGAUCUGAACCUAACUUUUCUUACUCCCUGAGGAGUUUCUUGUUGGACCCAAUGGGGUCCAUGAAGACACUGAUGGGGAUGGAAGCAGACCCAUGGCAUCAACUGCAGUGUUUCUGCUGUGUUCAUCUUCUCAGAAAACUCUGUGACCCAGUUCUUUGGGAGCUUUUGUCAGUCUCUUUCGUGCCAUCUACCUUCGAAGGAAGGAACACUUUUAGAGUUACAAUGAUGAGGAGAGGAGCGGGACAAUACUCAAUCCUAUACCAAGUCGAUUGAGAUUAGUUUCCUACUGGGAGUAAGUGCCUGGCCCUGCUACUCCUAUUUGAAUGCUAUUAAUAUUACCUAGCCUUUUACAAAGGAUACUUUGUAAAUGUCUGCUGUUGGAACUUGAUGUUAAUCCAUUUUGGUCAUAGCCAUAUUAGAGAGAUUUGCACAGAAUGUAAAGGCAAAAGCAUAGGAAACACCUUCCUUUCUAAAGCAACAGCCUUAUCACCUUGACCUCUGUCCCUCUUCAGAACAUUCUUCCCUGGAACCAGUGCUCCACAUCUUUCUUUUCCUCUGAGAGCUGCAGCUGGCAGGGACCUCCCUCUGCUGCUCCUCCAGCAAGCCACAGAGCAUACCCUCACGUGACAAGAGUGUGGUAGGUUUUCUCCCCACUUUUCACACACGCCUGGUGGUUGUGGUUCCAUCUGCCUUGUUGGCUUGCCCGGGGGGAUUCAACACUUGACUUUCAAAUCAAAGAAUGCUAAUGCUUAGCACUUGCUGUUGAGCAUGCUCUAACUUUUAAAGCCCUGGCCUCCUGUCUCCUUAGCUGCUUAGCUACGCGGCCUAGCAGAUCAUCACCCAUCAGUAAUCCUGUGGCUAGAUCCAGGGGAAAAUUGCUUAUGUCCAGGCCCCACCCCUGUCACUCAUAAAUACCCCUUGUGGGGGUGGAAUUUUAGUGUUUUCAGCUAAGAAAACCACAUUUUCUCUUUCCUUGCCUCUGCUAGGACUGUGAGCAUCUCAUAGUCCACUCCCUAAACACUUUCUGGUAACACCUAGUUUUCCGCCUGAGGGUCAGAGGCUAGAAUCAUUGCCUGCACAGCAGGACUACCUUGGUUCUUAAAACUUGGAUCACCCAGGCAAGGCGUGGUGGCUCACGCCUGUCAUCUCAGCACUUUGGGAGACUGAGGCUGGUGGAUCACUUGAGGCCACGAGUUUGAGACCAGCCUGACCAACGUGGUGAAACCCCAUCUCUACUAAAAAUACAAAAAUUAGCCAGGCGUGGUGGUGGGCACCUGUAAUCCCAGCUACUUGGGAGGCUGAGGCAGGAGAAUCCCUUGAACCCAGGAGGCGGAGGUUGCAGUGAGCAGAGAUGGUGCCGCUGCAGUCCAGCCUGGGUGACAGAGCGAGACUCUGUCUCCAAAACAAAACAAAAACCACACACACAUACAGAAAUAAAGAGAAAUAAUCAACUAGAAAAAAAACAAAACUUGGAUCACCCAGAAAGAGCGUCACAGAGGCGAGGGAGAAUGAAGCCUCUUGUUAUCCUGAUCGCCUAUGACAACGACAUUUCUAACUCUUCUUUGAAGCGCAGUUCUUACUCUUAAAUCUGGUCAUACAAGCUUUGGCUUGGAAUCCUGUCUGUCUUUGAAACAGCUGAAGUUAGUGUUUUCCUGUGUUACCCAGUGUUACAUAGUCUCAUCUUUGAACUUUUCUGCGUCAGCCUUCUCUCUUUGGGAAUGCUGCCUGUUUCUGUCUAACUUAUUCUCCCUGGUGUGGUGUGGCAGUGAAGUCUGUGCUGAAGCCCAUCUGCUUGGUUCCUCCAAGUGCACAUUAUGCAAGUGUAUUUGGAUAGACAGGGAGAUGCCCGGAACGUGGUUUUCCUCCUCCCUCCCUAUUGGAGCCAUACCUCCUAAAUAUAUUGUCUGGGUCCCAAAUGUUUGAGCCCUCUUCCUCUGCUCUCAGUGGGCUGCUCUUGGCAUGCCCUGUGCUUGGAACGGGACCUGCAGGCUGACAGGCCUCUGAGACUGCUAGGGCCAGCAAACGUACAUGUUAUUGGGAAACUCCCUUUCCCCUUUUGGUGAGCUUCUACCACCUCAGUCUAAUCGUUUUGACUGAAAGCUAUUUGUCUGACUGAAAGCUAAAAUCUUUUAUAGUGUGGCCUGUUAGAUACUUUGGGGUAAAUGUGGUCUGAGGUGCUGGACUAGCACGGGUAGAUGGAGAAAGCUGUUGGGAAGUUGCAUAAUGUGGUCAUCUGUGCCUAAUUAAAUGAGGUUAGAGGUGUGCACACCACCACAAUGCCUGGGAUCUAAAUCUUCAGAUAUUAACGUUUGAGGCUAUGGAGCUGUUUCCCUGAAUCACACACGAGAAAGCAGUCAACAUGGGUGGGCCAAAUGUGGCCAAGAUGAGAGAGCCAGAAGUGUUGGCCUUAGAGCAGAGCCUCUGUGUGUGAGACAUUAGAAGGCCAGAGCCGGGGAGGUGCCGGCGCAGCCACUGCCUUCCGGUGGGCCGGACGGAAAGCUUGGUCUUAUGCUAGAUUCAGAAGCACUGAAGAAUGGAGGUUGACACUUUAGAGGACUAGGAAGGGAUCAUUUGUGCUCUUGCAGCUAUUGCUGAUAGCUAGAGCCAAAGACCAUUAUAUUGCUGAGGCUUGGGUAAGAAAGUUAGGGAUGUGAGGAGGUUGAAAAUCCUGAAGAAGAGAAAAAAUAUGAGGGAGGCUAAGGAAACUUAGCCACUUUCUGAUCACUGAUGACUCCUUAGGCUGCACCUGAGUGAUGGUGGUGUUUUUGGAGGCUGUACCUGAGUGAUGGUGGUUUUUGGGGGGCUGCACCUGAGCGAUAGUGAUUUUUUUUUGGAGGCUGCACAGCUGGUCAGACCAUCUCUAGAUGUUCUUUCCACAGUGGUUCAUAGGGCGUCAUUCCCCCUUCCUGGAUUAUUUUGACUAUGGGUAGCUUAUUUUCAAGAGCUCUUUGCCUUUUUAAUCCUGUUCCAGAUCACUUAUCCAAAAUCUUUCCAAAUCAAUUAUAUUUUGCUGCUUUUCUUUAAUUCCCUAAAAGCCAUAGCUUCUAGAUUUUCUAUCAGCACACAUUCUCACCAGAAGUUGAACCAAUACAGGUAGAAAAAGAAAGCCCCCUUAAUGUUUUUAACUGAUGAUAUUUUUUUAAGCUUACCAAUAUAAGUAUUUUUAAAGGUUCUAUUUUUCAAAGUCAUAACAAUGAUUGUUCUUGUUUUCUCUCAUAGAAUAGACUGCCAUCGGAUAAAGAGUGGUCCCUAGCUUCUAUUUUUCCAAGUAAAUAAGUAGAACAUGUUCUUGGGAUUAUACCAUUAAAUGUUAAUUUUCUUGAAGAAGAAAGAUUGUUGUCUGCCAAGAUUUUAUGUUAGCGCUCGGAUUGAGGCAGAAAACGGAAGCACCAGGUUUAACACUGGGAUGACUUGGGUUGUGUUCCUGGAGGUUUGAAGUGGGCCUUCCCGCCUUUUGAGGGGGAAAACUGACUGUUUUGAACACAUAUCCUGGAUUAGUUGGGUUGUUUUGUAUUGAGGAUCCCUAAAAGACAAAAGAGUCUUGGAAAGGACUGCUGGCUUCGUCUUGAACGUUCGCCCCAUCACCAGUGUGAGUCCGUGGGGAAGUCUUCCUCAAGUGGGGUUCAGUCUGUAAUUUUCCUGUCUGUUCUUAGUUUGUUCUGAGUUAUUUUGGAUUUUGUUCUUUAGCCAAAUAAAGGCAGUGUGGUUUUACCUGA
Molecule: messenger RNA, 5610 nt
Organism: Homo sapiens (human)
Lineage: Eukaryota; Metazoa; Chordata; Mammalia; Primates; Hominidae
Gene: PCYT1A
Product: phosphate cytidylyltransferase 1A, choline
Exons: 10
Coding region: 187-1290 (367 amino acids)
Biological process (GO): phosphatidylcholine metabolic process; CDP-choline pathway; B cell proliferation
Cellular component (GO): endoplasmic reticulum membrane; cytosol; nucleus
Molecular function (GO): calmodulin binding; choline-phosphate cytidylyltransferase activity; phosphatidylcholine binding
Source: RefSeq, marked reviewed